Pan troglodytes (chimpanzee) is the source of this 3444-nucleotide messenger RNA. RefSeq names its product collagen alpha-4(VI) chain-like. Lineage: Eukaryota; Metazoa; Chordata; Mammalia; Primates; Hominidae. Gene Ontology annotation, cellular component: extracellular matrix. The coding region runs from base 218 to 2899 and encodes 893 amino acids. The record is from RefSeq and is a predicted model, not a curated record. The transcript has 26 exons.
GGAAGGUUGGCUUCAGAACUGGGCCAGGGGCACUGCUUUGCUUUUGCUGUUUUGAUCAGCUCUCUGCCUGCAGGAGACAAGGAAAAUCAAUGGCAACAGAUAGGGUCUCUCUCUCUGCCACCCAGGCCAGAGUGCAGUUGACGCAGGGCAGGGGAGCCCCGAAGUGGAGCAUAGUGUGUCCGGAACUGGUGGGUUCUUGGUCUCACUGACUUCAAGAAUGAAGCCACAGACCCUCGGGGGAGAACGAGGCCCCCGAGGUCUUCCUGGACUCCGAGGUGAGGAAGGAUGCCCUGGUAUGAGGGGACCUAAGGGAGCAAGAGGAUUUUCAGGAGAGAAGGGCAACCCUGGUGAGGAAGGAGUUGAUGGCUUGGAUGGAGAACAGGGUAAUCGCGGAAUCCCAGGGUCAUCUGGAGAAAAAGGAAAUAGGGGAAAUUGGGGCUUGACGGGACCGCCAGGACAACCUGGAGAGCGUGGAGAGCCUGGGUUAAGGGGAGAUCCUGGGGAUCCUGGAACUAAUAGCUAUAUCCAAGGCCCUAAGGGAGAAAAAGGAAGGCGUGGGCGUCAGGGAAGUUCUAAUGUUGAUGGACCUCAGGGAGAAACUGGAAAUGUCGGCCCUUGGGGGACAAUAGGAAGGCGAGGUCUGCCAGGAUUAAAGGGACCAAGAGGAAGGCAAGGACCACCAGGAACUUCUGGACAAAAAGGCUUAGUGGGUGCUCAGGGGAAUCCUGGGCCUCCAGGGCCAAAUGGUUCAAAAGGAAAAGCUGGACCAAGAGGAGUGAAGGGAGAGAUUGGUGAUGUAGGAGAAAGAGGCCCACAGAGUCGACAAGGACCAAGAGGGCAACCUGGUCUUCCUGGUUCUGAUGUAUAUGGACAUCCAGGAAGAAAAGGAACAAAGGGUGAACCUGGAUUCCCUGGCUAUCCUCGUGCACAAGGAGAAGAUGGUGACCCGGGCCAUCAAGGAGAAAAGGGGGCAAAGGGAAUAAGAGGGAAGAGGGGUAAUGCUGGCUUUCCUGGAUUUGUUGGAACUUCGGGUGACCAAGGCCCACCAGGACAAAUGGGUAUCAAGGGCCCCAAAGGUUUGGUAGAUAUGACGCCUUGCAAAAUUGUUGAUUUCACACGCGAAAACUGCCUUUGUUCAAGAGGUAUUUCCAAAUGCCCAGCAUUCCCAACCGAAGUGGCCUUUGCCUUGGACAUGUCAAAUGAUGUCUCCCUGUUGGAUUUUGAGAGGAUGAGAGACAUUUUAUUGUCUCUGUUGAUGAAGAUGGAAAUAAGUGACAGUAACUGCCCAACAGGUGCCCGUGUGGACAUUGUUUCCUACAAUGCCAAAACCAAUUACUUGGUUCGUUUCUCAGACUACAAGGGGAAGGUUGCACUCCUGGAGGCUGUCAGGAACAUCCCCCUGGAGCAGUCAUCUGGCCGCAGGAACCUCGGGGCCACCAUGAGGUUUAUGGCAAGACAUGUGUUCAAACGUGUACGCUCGGGUCUUCUCAUGAGGAAGGUGGCUGUGUUCUUCCAGGGGGGCUGGGCCUAUGAUGCAGCUUCCAUCAAUACAGCCACACUGGAGCUUGCUGCAGUGGGCAUCAUCCCCGUGGUCAUCACCUUCACAGAGGGGCACAACCUCCCAGACACCCUGCUGAUGGAUGGAACCAACAGAUUUUACUUGUACAUCUGGGAGACAGAGCGCCAGCAGGAUGUGGAGCACGUGGCCCGCUGCAUUCUCUGCUACGACAAAUGCAGACCAGACCCAGAAUGCCCGGCUGGCGCGCCGGGGCCCCAGGAGGUGGACGUGGACUUGGUGUUUGUGGUGGACAGCUCCUAUGGAGUGGAUGCCGACGUGUACUGCGGGUCUUUGAGUCUAGCGGACGCCGCGCUAGAAGACCUGGAGGUGGCAGAGCAGCCGGGCGCGUCCCACCGUGGGGCGCGUGUGGCCCUGGUGACGCACACGACACCCAACUUCUGGCCGGGUGUGGGUCGCCUCCCUGUGCUCGAGGGCUUCCACUUGACCACCUAUGGCAACCGGAAGCGGAUGCAGAGACAUAUGCGCGAGGCUUCAGCCCGCCCCUUACAGGGAACCCCCGCCCUGGGCCACGCCCUGGAGUGGACGCUGGAGAAUGUGCUCCUGGCAGCCCCUCGGCCGCGGAAAGCACAAGUCCUCUUCGCCAUCGUGGCCAGCGAGACAAGUAGCUGGGACAGGGAGAAGCUAUGGACUCUGUCCCUGGAGGCCAAAUGCAAGGGCAUCACCCUCUUUGUGCUGGCCUUGGGUCCGGGUGUGGGGACCCAUGAGCUAGCUGAGCUAGCCGAGCUGGUCAGUGCUCCCUCUGAGCAGCAUCUACUGCGCCUACAAGGGGUCUCAGAGCCAGAGGUUAACUACGCUCGGGGAUUCACUCGGGCCUUCCUGAACCUCCUAAAAAGUGGGACAAACCAGUACCCACCCCCAGAGCUCACUGAAGAAUGUGGGGGCCUACACCGUGGGGACACUGUGCUGCAAUUAGUCACGCCUGUCAACAGGUUGCCCAGGCACCAGUUUGGUAUGUCUGGCUUGGCUGAUGAUUUGGAAGCACUUGAAGCAACAGGCAUUUUUCUAGAAGAGAAGAGAAAAGACAUCACGACAUCUAUAACUCAGCAAGAAGCACUUGAAAAUUAUGAAAAUAACAAAUAUGACAUUGAAGAAAAUGAACAAAAAACACCAGCAAAACAAAAAGAAACUAGAAAAGAAAUAAAUGCAGACACUACCUAUGGAAAUUCAGCUCUGUAUUUAUUUUGUUGCUGGUCCUUGUUCCAUGAAUCCAAUGGAAGGCGAGUGUCAGGAUUACACCCUGAAGUGGUAUUUCAACAAGGAGGAACGGGUUUGCCAGCAGUUCUGGUAUGGCAGCUGUGGCGGCAAUGCCAACCGGUUUGAAACCAAGGAAGAAUGUGAGGCUCGGUGUGUCCCAAUACAGUAACAGUACAAGCAGAGCCCUGUUACUGUUAAAGGCAGAGCUUUUAAUGCCAAUGAAAUGGAGAUUACCAUGGCUGAGGCAGGACCUCACAGCUCAGAAGUGACAGCCCAUUCCGACACCUUGGACAUCAGAUUCCUAAACGCCUGAAUGUUUUCCCGCCAACAAGGACUUGGGCCAGAUGAUUUGUGACUUGAGGACUGAAUUCUAAUAGUUAAAAAAGUAACUGAAAGAUAUUUAAAUGAAUUAGAACGGAAUGAAAAAUAAACUUGAACUUGACUUAUAAUAUUAUUUUAAAAUUUGGGGGUGCUAUGUAGCAAAAUAAAAAUCAGUGUAAGCAGUGAGAAAAACCUAAUUCAGAAAUGAAUCGAAACUUGGUUUGUUUUUUUUACCACCAGAGAAUAGGGAAAUAUUAGUCAAAGAGAGGGCAUGGAAGAAGGGACAUCUAAUGUGAACGAACUUCAUACUUACUACUUAAUGUAGAUAAAUAAAGGCAUUCUUUAUUAAA